This is a messenger RNA of Zea mays, 1543 nucleotides long. RefSeq lists its product as uncharacterized. NCBI's taxonomy places the organism in Eukaryota, Viridiplantae, Streptophyta, Magnoliopsida, Poales, Poaceae. The coding region runs from base 198 to 1217 and encodes 339 amino acids. The record is from RefSeq and is a predicted model, not a curated record. The transcript has 14 exons.
AUGGCCUGGCUGUUCUGUCCUGUCCUGUCCAUGUCCAUGUCGGUGUCUUUCCCCGCACAGGAGCCGCGCUGCGCCACACCACGCCAUUGCCAUGCCAGUAUGCCAGUUGCCACCGAGGUAAACAGCAUAGCGACGGCUCAGCAUAGAGACAAGUCCAGCGCUCAAGAGAGAGAGAGCAAGCCUUUCGGCCUCGCGUGAUGCAGCAGCAGCAGCCGUCCGUCCGCGCCGUCACCAUCCCCUUCGCCGACCUUAAGGAUCGGGGCAAGGACCUGGGCGGCUUCAUCGAGGAAGGCUUCGGGCCUCAGGGGCUCGGCAUCGUCUCCAUCGCCGGCGUACCCGGUUACCCAGAGCUCAGGAAAAGGCUGCUGCGCUUGGCGCCAAGGAUCGUCAGCCUUCCUGAUGAUGUGAAGAAACAACUGGAGGACCCAGAUAGCAGAUACCACUUUGGUUGGAGUCGUGUAGAAGAGAAAUUCGAGUCUGAAAGAUGGGACACAGCCAAAGGCUCCUACUUCGCCAACCCAGUUUUUGAUGUCCCAACAACUGAUGAUGAGCUUGUAACUAGAUACCCAUCAUACUGCCGACCAAACAUAUGGCCAAAGGAUCAUCUUCCUGAGCUUGAAAUAGCAUUCAAAGGUCUUGGAAAACUGAUGUUGGAAGUUGGCUUGAUGUUGGCUCAUCAUUGUGAUCGCUAUGUAAUACAGCGAGGGGUGGGACAGUACAUUGGUGAAAGCCUUGAGAAGACACUUGCUAGGUCAAGGUGUCCCAAGGGUCGUCUGCUGUACUACUUCCCCAAAUCGUUUAGCAAACAGGACGAAGUUUCGUCAUGGUGUGGAUGGCAUACUGACUAUGGAUUUUUGACAGGACUUACAUGUGGCUUGUUCACGAGAAAAUCAGAGGAGGUCCCCUGUCCUGAUAUUGGAACUGGGCUGUAUGUUCGGACUCGUGAUAAUCAAGUCGUCAAGGUCACACUUGUGGAUGAUGAGUUGGUCUACCAAAUUGGGGAGACUGCUGAAAUACUAUCAAGAGGGCAUCUAUGUGCAACCCCACACUGUGUGAAGGCUCCCAGCAGCGAAGAUGCUUCUGACGUUGGUCGCUCAACUUUCGUUCUGUUUAUUCAGCCAAACUGUGCAUUCCACCAACCAGGACACUUGCGUACGGCGAGUACUCCGAAAGAGUCUUGGCGAGUUUUAGCGGCAAGAGCGUGGAACAAACCUUGAUGCCACAGUAAGAGGCUCCAGCCAGAUGAAUACUCCCUCUGUUUCUUUUUAUUUGUCGCUGGAUAGUUCAAUUUUAUACUAUCCAGCGACAAUUAAAACGAAACGGAGGGAGUAUAUCAUAUGUAUGAUACCAUACCAUUCAAGCUACAGAUAAGUGGACAGAAGCAUAUGCUGUUGUGGGAUGGAUGAAUCGCACGCAGCUUAAAAUAAUGCAACAAUAAGACUUUGUUUGCAUACCUACCAUCGUAGUGACACAUGUGAAUUGAGACGAAUAACAAAGUGUUUACACGAGACCUUUUUUAAAACGGGUAUUUACACGAGACCUA